Meloidogyne enterolobii is the source of this 493-nucleotide messenger RNA. NCBI's taxonomy places the organism in Eukaryota, Metazoa, Nematoda, Chromadorea, Rhabditida, Meloidogynidae. The record is from the annotation of a GenBank genome assembly.
AGAAAGUGUAAUCAAAAUGACUGAGCAAACAGAACGAGCUUUCCAGAAACAACCUACUGUUUUUCUUAACGACAAAUUUCGGACGCAAGGAAUUGGCAAAAAGCCGAAAAAUAAGGAUCGUUAUUGGAAGAAUGUUGGGUUAGGAUUUAAAACUCCACGCGAGGCUAUUGAAGGCAAUUAUAUUGACAAAAAGUGUCCUUUCACUGGAAAUGUUUCAAUUCGUGGCCGUAUUUUGACUGGUGUUGUUAUCAAGAACAAAAUGCAGCGCACGAUUGUCAUUCGGCGUGAUUAUUUGCACUUUGUUCCGAAAUAUCGUCGCUACGAGAAACGUCACAAAAACAUGUCCGUUCACUGUUCGCCAUGUUUCCGUGAUAUCUCUAUUGGUGAUAUUGUCACGAUCGGUGAAUGCAGGCCUUUGAGUAAAACCGUUCGUUUUAAUGUUUUGAAGGUGAUCAAAGUCUCAGGAACGAAGAAAGCCUUUGAUAAGUUUUAA